Rosa rugosa (rugosa rose) is the source of this 852-nucleotide messenger RNA. Its product is annotated as peroxynitrite isomerase Rv2717c. The transcript is spliced from 4 exons. The record is from RefSeq and is a predicted model, not a curated record. The coding region runs from base 101 to 625 and encodes 174 amino acids. Lineage: Eukaryota; Viridiplantae; Streptophyta; Magnoliopsida; Rosales; Rosaceae.
AUCAUACUAUUAGGCUUGGUGUGCUUAACUAAGUUAUUGUGGGUUAGGUGCUGCUGCAGAGCCAAGACAAAACACGAAGACGAGAAUUUCAAAGAGAAGCAUGGCGGAGGACGGCGCUAAACCAUCGCCGGCGGUCCACCCGGCGAUUGCGCCACUCUCUUACCUUCUGGGUUCAUGGAAAGGCCAAGGCGAAGGCGGCUUCCCCACCAUCAACUCCUUCUCUUACGGCGAACAACUCCAUUUCUCUCACUCCGGCAAGCCGGUGAUAGCUUACACUCAGAAGACUUGGAAAUUGAACUCCGGUGAGCCUAUGCACGCUGAGAGUGGCUUUUGGCGGCCCAAGCCUGAUGGGACCAUCGAGGUUGUCAUCGCUCAAAGCACUGGUCUUGUUGAAGUUCAGAAAGGGACGUACAAUGCAGAAGAAAAAGUGAUAAACCUUCAAACUGAGCUAGUGGGAAAUGCAACAAAGGUAAAAGAGAUAACCAGAGUUUUUAAGUUGGUUGAUGGAGAACUGUCUUAUGAGGUUCAGAUGGCUACAAAUCUCAACAGUCUUCAACCACAUCUAAAAGCCUCGCUCAAGAGAGUGAAGCAAUAUGUUGUAGAUAAAGUGAAAUUUACAAGUUAGCAUCAAAAUUUGUAGUCAUAGAUCACUGCUCUUGCUGCAGCUAAUGAAAAACAGUUUCAUUUCUUUAUUUUGUUAGUGGUAUCAACAGCGGUAGGCAAGUAUCAUUGUACAAGCUUUGGAUUCACCUAUCUGGCUAAUUUGAGCAUUGGUUUUCAACAAUUUGCUAACUUCAGCAUAAAAAUCAAAUUUAUGAUUAUUGAAGCGCAGUUCCUCAAUUCCUCCAAUAA